AUGGAGUAUGCCGUGAGUAAUCGCAAUGGCAAAAUUUGGCUUUUUUGGAACAUGGACAUUGAUUGUGUAAUAAUAGAGGAAGAUGAGCAACAAAUUACUUGUGACAUUGGCCAUAAUGAACUUCAAAAUCACUUCACUAUUACAUUUGUGUAUGCCAAGUGCAAAGAUCACCUCAGAAGACCAUUAUGGGAUAGAAUGUUAUAUCAAGCUGCUGAAAAUAACAAGCCUUGGUGCUCAGUGGGUGAUUAUAAUGUUAUUACUUCUAUUGAAGAAAAGCUGGGAGGAGUCCCGUACAACAUGAGAAAAAGUCUAGAAUUCAUUGCUGUAAUCGAAGCUUGUGGUUUGGUGGAUUUAGGCUUCAGUGGACAAAAAUUUACUUGGUCCAACAAUAGGGGCAUACAACAGAGAAUAUGGAAAAGGCUGGACAGAGCUUUAGUUACUGAUUCAUGGCUGGAAAGGAUGCCUCAGACUACCAUCACUCACUUACCUUCAGUGGGAUCUGAUCACUGCCCCCUGCUGAUGGAAAUGACUGCUAGGGAAGAGGAUCAUAUCAGGACUGUAGAGGGGAACAACAUGUGGAGAUUUCACCAGAAAUUGAAAAGGUUGUCCAAUACUCUUAGCAACUGGUCCAGAAGGGAAUUUGGUGACAUUUUCACUAAAGUCAAGGAGUAUGAAGAAAAGGUCAGAAAUGCAGAAGAGAAACUGAUUCAAGAGAACAGUGGUACCAACAGGACAGCCCUUCAUGAGCUUAAUGCAGAAUACAUUAAAUUUUUGAAGUUGGAAGAUUCUAUUUUGAAACAGAAAACCCAACUACAAUGGUUCAAGGAGGGGGAUGCCAACACUAAAUACUUUCACUCCUUGAUAAGAGGGAGAAGAAGAAGGUUGUUUAUUCACAAGCUUAUCGGAGAUGAUGGGAAAUGGUUACAGGGAGAUGAUACUAUUGCUAAGACUGCCUGUGAUCAUUUCCAGAAUAUCUUCACAGGGGACAAUAAGUUCAUUAAUGAAGGGAACAUUGGUUGUAUUCCUAGGAUGGUCAAUCAGGAGCAGAAUGAUAGCCUCACUACAAUGCCUGAUCUGGAAGAAUUAAAGGAGGUAGUGUUCUCAAUGAACCCUUAUUCUGCAGCUGGUCCGGAUGGGAUAAAUGGUUAUUUUUUUCAGAAAUGCUGGCCUAUUAUCAAACAUGAUCUCCUUGGUGUCAUUCAAGCUUUCUUUUGUGGUCAAAUGAUCCCCAAAUACUUCUCUCACUCUUGCAUUAUUCUUCUUCCUAAGGUGAACAACCCCAAUAAGAUCACAGAAUUCAGGCCCAUAAGCCUUAGUAACUUCACUAGCAAGAUCAUAUCUAAACUAGUAAGUUCUAGACUAAGUCCUAUCCUACCUAACCUGGUUUCCCUCAACCAAUCUGGUUUUGUCAAAGGGAGAAGUAUAUCAGAAAACAUUAUGCUGGCCCAAGAGAUUAUCCAUCAGAUUAAGAAACCAAAUAUUGGUAGUAAUGUUAUUAUUAAACUGGACAUGGCUAAAGCAUACGAAAGGGUUUCUUGGUCCUAUAUAUGCUUGGUGUUGAGAAGAAUGGGGUUAGGGUUUCUUGGUCCUAUAUAUGCUUGGUGUUGA
This is a messenger RNA of Solanum tuberosum (potato), 1608 nucleotides long. RefSeq lists its product as uncharacterized. The record is from RefSeq and is a predicted model, not a curated record. Bases 1 to 1608 code for a protein of 535 amino acids. The transcript has 2 exons. NCBI's taxonomy places the organism in Eukaryota, Viridiplantae, Streptophyta, Magnoliopsida, Solanales, Solanaceae.